Peronospora matthiolae is the source of this 246-nucleotide messenger RNA. NCBI's taxonomy places the organism in Eukaryota, Oomycota, Peronosporomycetes, Peronosporales, Peronosporaceae. The record is from the annotation of a GenBank genome assembly.
AUGAAGCGCAAGGAGCACGGUGGCGGAAUUGAGGAAUCCGCGCACAGUCAAGCUCUAGAAUUCAUGUCUCGAGAUAACAAGCGCAAGGCUCUACCGGCUAAGAAGACCGGUGCGUGCCACAAGUAUGGAAAACAAGGACAUUGGAUCGCGGAAUGCCACUUGCGGAUCCAGGAAGAUGCCAAUAAAACCGAUUCCAGCGCGCAUACAUCGCGCAAGAACAAGAGCUUGGCGAUCAUCUUUUCUUGA